AUGCCAUUCUUUUGGAGAACAGAUGCUGUUCUAGCUACCCGAAGCUGGGCAUUAAUUGUCUGUGCUAUAGAAUGUGCUUUUGGUCUAAUUUGUCUGUUGGUUUUAUUUAUUUUUGCUAUAUUUAGAAGUAAUUCUCAAUUAUUACGUAUUCAAUUAAUAUUUCAAUAUGUUACUUGUGUUUUUCUACUUUUAAAUGCUUCUUUUAGUUUAGCUGCUGAUUUUGGUGGUUAUGAUGAGGAAAGAAUUUAUGCAAAAAGAGACCCUCUUCUAAUUCGCUUUUUGGGAUUUCUUUCACUUGGAUUUUUGUUUGUCCAACUUUAUUUACGUUUAAUGACAAUACCCGUAUAUAAAUUUUUGAGAGAUUUAAGAAAGUUUCGUUAUGCAAUUUAUGCAUCAAAGUGGAGGUAUCGAAAACGUGUUUAUUUUACUUAUUGUUCUCUAAUGAUGGAUAAUUUACUUGCCGAAAGUAAAAAACAGAAAAAGAAAAAGGUAGAAUUAAAAAAAAUCAGAUUAGGCUAG
This is a messenger RNA of Meloidogyne enterolobii, 519 nucleotides long. The record is from the annotation of a GenBank genome assembly. NCBI's taxonomy places the organism in Eukaryota, Metazoa, Nematoda, Chromadorea, Rhabditida, Meloidogynidae.